Molecule: messenger RNA, 1503 nt
Organism: Venustampulla echinocandica
Lineage: Eukaryota; Fungi; Ascomycota; Leotiomycetes; Helotiales; Pleuroascaceae
Exons: 2
Coding region: 1-1503 (500 amino acids)
Source: RefSeq, a predicted model, not a curated record
AUGCUAUCAACACCUAGCACGCUACUAAGUUCAGAUCACCCGAGCGCAAAGGUUGAUCAAAGCAGCAGUACCAGCAGCACCCCGUCUCCAGAACAGUCUCCAUCGCCACCGCCUCAAUUCCACCAGGAGAGCCUCGUGAAUGUCAACGAUGCCCUGUAUAAAAUUUCAGACGAGCAGGACAAGCUGUUCAACGAGGAAAUUCGGCAUACGUCGCUUACAGAUAGACAGCGUGCCGAGGCCAUCAUGAAGAUUCGCUCCGUUAGCAUGAAUGCAUCGUUACCUAUAUAUCUGUCCGUCAGCGAACCUAGGGCAAGUUUACACGCUGCUUCCCACGCUUCUUCAGGUGGUGAAAUAAAGGCCGAGGGCGCUCAUUCUCCAGAAACCUGUCAUCCGGAUAAAAAGCGCAUUCUCAGGAUUCUACUGAAUAAGGACGACCUGGCGGGUAACGAAUGGAUGAUUGACAUGGCAUUGGGCAAGAGGACCUUUAUCUCGAAAAAGGAGACAUCCUUAGGGAUACCUGGGCUACGUGGUGGCUUUCUGAAGUCCUCGCAUGAUGUAGAUGGAAGGAAGGAAGAAACCUCCGAGAAUGAAGAAAGCCCUGGUAGUAGUUCACAUGAACAGGGCGUGGGCUACCACUAUCCAACGGCUACUACAGUGCCCACUGAAUCUGCCAAUCGUGGGCAGGUCAAUUCCUCAAGUCCACCGUCGCAACCGCAGAGAUAUUUAGCAGGCGACAAAGAGUUGCUAUACCAGGGCAGUACCCUCGACAGAGAGCUCUCUCGGAGAUCCAUCAAGGAUAACGAUUCAGUCAACUCACCUAUACGUCUUUCACGCUCAGUAGACAAAAUCAUCCGCUGCCGAUGGUUUGAACCGAAAAUUUCCGGAUUUGGACCAGGGAUAUCUUACCUGAUACGCUGGGCUCCAGCUUGGGUUUCGGAGGAAAAAUAUUGGUCGUGCCGGCAAACUGCCAUUGGAGAGAUCUACGGGAGAAGGGAUGGGCCAGAUGGGAGAGAGAUCCUUGUGACAUGGAAUGAUAGCUGGGUAUCAUUUGAAGGGCGGGAUACUUGCAGCAUGGAUGAAGUAUUGAGUAUUGCAUCUUCUGAGGAGGGGCAAUAUGGACCGUGUGAUAGAGAGAGAAUUAAAACAUGGGUAGAUGAGAUAUUCAAUACCUUGCCGCGGGGGGCCACAGCUGCUGAAACUCUAGGUCUCGCAGAACUUGAUGGUCUCUCGUUCAACACUGAGACGUCCGUGACCCUGAGAGGUAACGGUUUGGCUUCGAGCAGAAAGGGAAGACGGAAUGCUACAGAUGAUUCUAGCGAUGCAGAUUCCGCCAACGCAUGCUCCAAUAAUACAGGCGACGAGAAACCAGUUCAGAGCGAACCGUUAUCGUCAAAAAUAGCUGACCAGGCGGUGGUGACUCAAGAAGAACAAUCGUCCACAAUUCAUAUAGACAAUUGGCCAGAGGAAGAGUUAUCUCAGGUAACGAACUCGGUACGUGGCUAA